AACAAACAUAGAUUUAUAAUGCACACAAAAGUCAAGGCACUUUCAAUAUCAGCGAAACAUGUCAAGACAGUUGACGGCUUCAUUUGCAAGGACCCGCCCCCUCUGACGCGGAGUAGGACGUCCUGACUCCUGCCAGCCCCGACCCCAGACCCAGACCCAGACCCAGACCUAGACCCGGUCCACUGGUCCACUUCUCUCGGGACUUUUGAAGCAAGAUGGAAGUGUUGCGUGAGGACUCCUGCUGACUCUUCCAGGCGGGAUUGAAGGCUCAUUUGUGGAGAGAUUUAUUCCUCCAACCAAUGACAACUUUGGACUUCUUCCCACAUUCCCGCAGCUCCUAGCGCAGGAGUGACGUCACAAUGCGGGCCUUAGUGGUCGCCAUGGUGGUCGCCAGUCUCCUGCGGCUCCCCGCGGACGUGCAGGCCAGCGGGGAGUUCUGCCACGGCUGGCAGGACCCCCAGGGAGGGUGGAAGGAAGGCUUCCAGUGCCCGGAGAAGAUCGACGGGCUGGACGCCAUCAUCUGCUGCGGGAAGUGCGAGCUGCGCUACUGCUGCUCCAGCACGGACGCGCGGCUGGACCAGGGCGGCUGCGACGACCACAGGCAGGACCCGGGACCAGGGACCGGGAGCAAGGAGACCGAGGACUCCGGUGCAGUGCCCAUCUACGUGCCCUUCCUCAUCGUGGGCUCGGUGUUCGUGGCCUUCAUCCUGGUGGGCGCCGUGGUCGCCAUGUGCUGCUGCCGCUGCCUGCGGCCCAAGCAGGAAUUGGCCUCAAUGGGCGGGGCUUCAGGAGGCGCGUCGGCAGGGGGCCGCCUCCUGGAGACCAUUCCGAUGAUGUCCAACACCUCCAGGGGUUCGUCGUCCCGCCAGUCCAGCACCGCCACGUCCUCCAGCUCCUCCGCCCCCGCCGCCAACCCCCGCCCCCCUGCGCCCCCAAUGCUUCGGGCGCAGGCCACCUGCUGCUUGCCGCCGGACGCCAGCGUCUUCGUCAACAUGCCCACCAACUUCUCCGUACUCAACUGCCAGCAGGCCACGCAGAUCAUGCCCCACCAGGGACAGUUCUUGCACCCGCAGUACAUCGGCUACAUGGCCCCGCCUCCCGCCUUCAUGGACCCCACGCAAGGCGGCUACAGACCCCUGCAGUCCCCUAGUCCUCCUCAGGCCGGGGCCGAGCACAAGUACCCUCCAGUCACCGUGUGAUCAUGUGACCUUGGAGGUGGACAAACAUGGCGUCUGUUUGCUGUCAUGUGAUCAAGUCAGCCUAUUAAAAAUACUUGCAAGUAUGAGGGUGGGAUCCUUCAUUCACAACUUGCACACACAGUGUGUGUGUGUGUGUGUGUGUGUGUGUGUGUGUGUGUGUGUGUGUGUGUGCUGUGAGGCUCCGCCCACCAGCUGCUGCAAACCAGGUAAAUUAGAUACAAGUAGAAAGUUACACUAAAAUAUGUCCACACCUACAAGAUGAGGACACAAUGGAAAGGUGCCAUGCAGUCCCCACUUCACAUGUAACACUUGUUACCCUAUUUGUUACCUUAUUUCACACUUAUUACACUACUUUGUUACCUUAUUUCACACUUAUUACACUACUUUGUUACCCUAUAUGUUAC
Molecule: messenger RNA, 1603 nt
Organism: Nerophis lumbriciformis (worm pipefish)
Lineage: Eukaryota; Metazoa; Chordata; Actinopteri; Syngnathiformes; Syngnathidae
Gene: shisa2b
Product: shisa family member 2b
Source: RefSeq, a predicted model, not a curated record